GAUAUAGUGGGAAAGUAGCUGAAUUGGCAACACUCGUAACGACGCGUUUGCGGCGCAAUAAUUAUAAUAAAAUUAAAUUCCGUACGUUUCCGUCUAACAAAAAAUAAUCUAAGCCCAGAAAGCAACGUGCAACGUAUGUAAAAGGCAAGGUGGUGCCUCUGGCAGAACGUCGUUGAAGGAAAAAUUAAUUUGUUGCCUUCGUUACGGAAAAGUGCCUUGACUGGCACUGUGUGAGUGUGCGUGCGUAUAAUUAAACAAAAGUAUUAGCAAAGUCGUAUAUUUUGAAAUACGCUCGCUGCGAAAGUAAAAAGAGUGUGAUAAGUGUCGCAGCUGCUGCGUUGCAGGCACUUCCUCUUGUUUUUGUUUCGGACACGGAUUUCAUAUAUUCGCAGCAGCUGCCUGCCGUUCAGUGCCUGUGUGUGUGUGUUUCGUGUUGUUGUUUCACCGCUCGUUAACUACUACCUUGAAAGAGGAGAGAAAGAGGGAGGCGAGAGCAAGGCAAAGAGUGCAAAGUUGAUGCCGUUCAACUAAGCGUUCGAUAGUGUCGACAACAACAAAUACGAAUUAACUGCGAGUGUGCUUGUGUGUGUGGCGGCAUUAGUCACUUUUGGUCUUGGCUUUUAACUUUUUGUCCGCUUUUGGAGCGCAUCGCCAAAGAGGGUCUUAAAAAGUAACAAGAGAGACGGAGAUCGGAUCGGAUCGAAAAGGCAGCAUGACCAUUCCAUCGAGACCAGCGCCAGCUCCGCCCGGUUCUCGUGGCCAGACGGCCGCGGCUGGAGCUAACGCCGGCUUGGAGCAGCUGCGCCUCCAGCUCCAGCAGCAGCACUUGCAGCAACAGCAGGCGGGUGGCGGUGGACUCCAGAAGUUGACCAUCAAGCUGCCGCCGCCACCAAAGGGGCCACUGCAGACGCAGAACUCCCUCCACAAGCGCCCCACCCACAACAACAACAAUAGCAGCCUGUUCGAUGAGCAGACUGGAACGGGAGGAUCGAGCAUCACAAGAAAGUUUCCGCAGGCGCGCUACACGCCGGCCACCAACUGGGAUGACGAUCCAUUCGGGACCAACGGGAAUGAUCGAUUCAAGAAGAUGCCCCCGCCGCGACCGCCGCCGCCGAGGGUACUUGUUAACGGACAGAAAACAUCCACCUCCUCGCAGCCAGCGGCGGCCGCCGGCGGGAGCAGUCUAAUCUCGAACAUCUUUCAUCGGAAGAAGUCCAUGUCCACGGCACCCACCGCUGCUUCUAAGGCCGCAGCGCAGAGUCGCGUCUACGGCCUGAGCAGCGGUCAUGCCCGGACAUCCAGCAGUAACACCACCACCAGUGCCUCCUCAGCGGCAGCCAGCGCGGCGUUUAGCAAUGUAGAUUGGAAUGACGCCUGGAACACUACCACCACCACCGCGAGCAGCCACAGUAGCAGCGCUCAUUACUCCUCCCAGCAGACCAUCGGUGCGAGCGUGAGUGAGGGGCAACUUAUCAGCUUCGACUCGCCUCCCUCGUCGCCGACCUUCACCCAGAAGUCCAACAGCGACUGCGUGAGCGUGGAUAGCUUCAGCUCCGACAGCAACUUCAGUUCUCCCAACAACGGAAGCGUUUCGCAGCCAGAGAGCGGGUUCGAGGACGACUACCACCGCUCGCGGCCAUCCACACAGAGCCCGUUGGAUCCUUGGGAGGCGGUAGACAGUGCUGGGCACGGCGCAGUGGACAGUUUCGGCUCUGCCCCAGUGCGCCAGACGUACCAGCUGCAGAGCCGCAGCUCGGACAACCCGCUGUGCAAUGGCAAGAGCCUGUUGCCGCCGACACAGUCUCUGACCAUGCCCACCAUCAUCAAGCCGAAAAUAUCUCAGAAACCAAAGGCACCAAAGCCACCACCGUUCGUUGGAGGCAUUCCACCAGGCUAUGUGUUGCCGUCAGGCUACGGUGGCUCGGAGACCCCACCAUCGCCACCCAUGCCCAAGGGACCACCACCGCCGCCGCCAACGUCGUCGGCCACCGGUGGCAUAUCGAUGCUGGACGUGAUCGCAGGCAAAGUAGAUGCCAUUGCGCUAAGCAACGGAUGCCAGGGCUACAUCGAGGAGGAGGUCAUUCCCUACGCCAUCGCUCUGUACGAUUUCGAUGGCGUUGAGGAGGGGGACCUCAGCUUCAGGGAAAGCGAAAAGAUCUAUUUGCUGGACCAGCCAACGGCGGAGUGGAUGCGGGGACGCACGCGUUCCGGUUGCGUGGGUAUCUUUCCGAUCAACUAUGUGGACAUAAAAGUGCCAUUGGGAGCCACUGGUAACGUUGGUGGUGGUGGAGCUGCUGCUCCUGCUCCUGCUGCAACCUCGUCUUCAUCCACAGCCAUUUGUUUGUACCACUUUCCCGGCGGUGUCGAAGGAGAUCUAGCCCUGCAGGAAAAUGAAAGGGUUACCGUGCUUUAUAGAAUAAACGAGGACUGGCUGUAUGGCGAGGUGGCGGGUCGUCAGGGCCAGUUUCCGGCCAAUUUCAUCGACCAGGUGCCUAGCACUCUGCCCACGUUGUAGCCACCCACAACCGCGAGCGCAGUCUGCGAUCAUUAGCGAUUAGCGAUAGUUAGUGUCGAAAAGCGAGAAGAGAUGUCAAGCGAACUGAAACUUAUAUACACCACACAUAAUAUUGUAUUUUUGCUAUAUCCUGUGCGACGAAAUAUCACGAGAAUAUGUAGUCUAAGACUCGCCCUAUACCAAAAUAAUUUGUAAGCCAAUUGAUAGAUGUCCUUCCCCCUUCCUAUACCCACCCCGCUUAUACACGGGAUUCAAUUGGAUGAUUUUAUGUUGAAGCCGCAAAAGGAACUGUUUGUAUUUAUUCGAUAUUGUUUGCUGAUCCCUUAAGUAUUCGCCUAAGCCCCCAAUAUACAUAUAUGUAUAGGCGAGCAGCAGGCAAAACCAUUGUAAAUAAGUUAUAUUUUACGUGAUUUCUAUAAAUGUUUAAUUAUUAAAAUCGAGUUAGUUAGACGCGCUAGUUAGGCACAUUUACCAGAUUCCAAUUAAUUAUGCAAACCCGUUUGAUGAAUAUUCAGUGUAUUUAUAUUAUUUGUUGAAGUUCCCGCGUGUUCCAUGUGCCCCACAAGCCCUUGUAGGACCCAUCUUGUCGAAACCUAUCAGAGUAUCAGGAUAUCCGCCUAGAAAUGGAGAAUGCAAGCCAGAAAUAUAUGAAGAUGAUAAACAAA
Drosophila kikkawai is the source of this 3180-nucleotide messenger RNA. Its product is annotated as lethal (3) 05822. The record is from RefSeq and is a predicted model, not a curated record. Gene Ontology annotation, molecular function: protein binding. NCBI's taxonomy places the organism in Eukaryota, Metazoa, Arthropoda, Insecta, Diptera, Drosophilidae. Gene Ontology annotation, biological process: protein transport to vacuole involved in ubiquitin-dependent protein catabolic process via the multivesicular body sorting pathway. Gene Ontology annotation, cellular component: ESCRT-0 complex.